Pararge aegeria (speckled wood butterfly) is the source of this 2345-nucleotide messenger RNA. It is a transcript of the gene Y-fa, whose product is annotated as L-dopachrome tautomerase yellow-f2-like. The record is from RefSeq and is a predicted model, not a curated record. Gene Ontology annotation, cellular component: extracellular region. Bases 256 to 1635 code for a protein of 459 amino acids. Lineage: Eukaryota; Metazoa; Arthropoda; Insecta; Lepidoptera; Nymphalidae. The transcript is spliced from 12 exons.
AGAUGUGACCAAGAUAAUACCUAAGUAGUACUUAUAUAUUUAGAUGCAGUUAGUUUCUUAGUUAUUAUCUAAUUACUAAAUUUACUAAAAACUUAUAUACCUACUUACCUGAGCAGGUACCUAAUUGUGGUUUAUUUUUUAUUUAAUUUUUCUGAAGAAAAAAAUUUUGACUUCGGAGUUAAAUUGUAAUAGGGAUUUUGGACAAUUCUGUUUUUUGUGGUUGGAUUUUUACUGCGGAUUUUCAGAUAAACUAAAAUGAUGAAGAAUUCAGUCUACAUCUUCGUUCUUAUAUUGCUGAUAGUGAAGACAAAACAACAGGAGAGGCGUCUCGGAAAAUUCCAGGAAGUUUUCGCCUGGCAACAGCUGACUUACAACAUUGAUGGAAUCCAUUUGCUCCAAGAUCGCUUCUCGGAAGAUAUAGAAGAUGCACGCUCGAAGAGACAAGCUGAUCGACUUAUUUUUAUUGACGACGUACCCAGUGACAACCAAACAUGGAACGAAGGAUCAAACAAUAAUCAAUUUUGGCAAACAACCCAAAGUCCUCCUGCAAAUCCAAAUGAAGAAGCUGGUAGAUUCUUCAUCCAAUACAACAAUGUGCCAAUGGGUGUCGAGAGAGUUGGCGACAGACUGUUCAUAACGGUACCACGGAGACGAUACGGUAUCCCUGCAACACUCAACUACCUGUCUCUAUCGCGGGACGGUAAAACACGCUCGCCUGCCCUACGCCCGUACCCUGACAUCGCGCGAGCUAGAUCACUGACCUCCGUGUACCGGACAAGGGCUGACAAGUGCGGGAGACUCUGGAUGGUCGAUACUGGCUUGCUGGAGAUACCAGGUAACCCGCAACAACUACAGGCUCCCGCGAUUGUAAUAUUCGACCUGGCUUCCGACAGGCAGAUCUUGAGAUACCCCUUCAAGAGUUCAGAUUUACCUGCAGCGAAUACCCCGACAGGGCUGGCGUCGAUAACAGUUGAUAUCACGGGCUCUUGUAGCAAUGCCUACGCCUAUGUGCCGGACCUGACGACGUACGGACUGAUCGUGUACUCGCUGGAGGACAAUGACAGCUGGAGACUGACUCACAACUACUUUCAUUUCAACCCACUCGCUGGCAACUUAAGGAUUUCUGGUGAAAGCUUCCAAUGGAGCGAUGGAAUCUUCAGCAUCACGUUGACACAGCCAGGAGACGAUGGCUGCAGAACUGCCUACUUCCACCCCUUGGCUAGUGUCCAGGAGUUCUCCGUGUCCACCUGCGUGCUCAAGAACAACUCUAUAAGCAGCUUGAGUGAUUACUACAGUCUGUAUUCCUAUGUUGGCAACCGUGGUGAGAACAGUCAGUCGACCAUGCAUGGCUAUCACCAGAAGAGCAACGUGGUGUUCUUCGCAGAGAUCGGUCGAGACGCCGUCUCCUGCUGGAACAGUGGCAGCGUUCUCAACCCCUCCAACAUAGCCAUCUUGGCGAGGGACAGACUACGGCUAAGCUAUCCUUCAGAUCUCCAUGUUACCAACAACGAAGUGUGGGUGAUGUCGAACACGCUGCCGAGAUUCGGAUACUCCAGACUCGAUACCAACGAGUUCAACUUUUAUGUUUACAGGGGAAACGUAAACGAACUAAUAGCUGGUACUGUAUGCUCCUGAAACUCUGCUCCUAUUUGACAGUUUAAUCUAGAAAUGAUCUACCAGUUUUUAAGUUUAUUAAUAUUUUAAUGGUUUAUGAGAUCAAAGUUUCAUCAAAAUGGCAUUUCGAGUUGCAUGCGAACAUAAACUGAACAACGCCAACAAAUUGACAUAUUUAAUAAAAGUUUAGCUAAGUUCCUAAAUUAUUCAGACAAGUUAACUAAUAUUCUUUGUAAUUUAAAUCUGUAACUGACUUAGUAUACGUUUUGGCUAGCUGUAAGUAUACUAAGGAUAUUCAUAAAUAAAUAAAUAAAAAUUUAAAAAUCUGAACUAGAACUGGUUUAUGUACCCACAGUUUAACUAUUAAUUUGUUUUAUUUUAUAACCAUAAUAAUAAUCACAAUCAUAAUCAUUUAUUUGUAAAAAAAACGUGAAAUUAUAGAUGUUAAAAAUAUUAUACGGAACAAUGUAGAGGCAUGCAAAUGCCCAUUUAGAGGCAUGCAAAUCUUAACUUAAAAAAAAUUAUUAAAAACAUUCAUAAUUAGAUUACGUCAAUUAUAAUAUAAAUUAAUUAAUUACAAUGUCAAUUCUAUGUCCGAUGCUAUAAAAUGACAAUGAAUUUAAUUUAGGCCUUAUGUACCAGCAAAGUACUCAUCUACGGAAUAAUAACAUUUUUCAGUAAGAUAUUGUUUUAAUUUGCAUUUCAGCUUAUAUGUACUAAGAUUUUUAUCA